Stegastes partitus (bicolor damselfish) is the source of this 847-nucleotide messenger RNA. RefSeq names its product putative protein TPRXL. NCBI's taxonomy places the organism in Eukaryota, Metazoa, Chordata, Actinopteri, Pomacentridae. The record is from RefSeq and is a predicted model, not a curated record. The transcript has a single exon. The annotation marks the transcript as partial.
UUAACAUCUUUUUUUCUUUCUGUCUGUGUGUCUCAGGCAUCCAUCCAUCACUUUGAGAAUGUUCUGGUUGUUGAACCACUCAGCACACCCUUAUCUUCACUCUUGAAUAUUUGGCCAACGGGGCCCUCUGCAGGUAAGAAAAGGAGCAGCUUGUCAUUAUCAGAUGAGAGUGACGAAGAAAGUGCAACAGAGAGCAACGGUGGGAACACAGGAGGAGGAUAUCAAGUACAGACGGGCUCUAACCUCGUCUCCUCCUCCUCCUCCUCUUCCUCUUCCUCGUCUGUGUUAGUUACUUUAUCCCCUAAGCCUGAAUCAUCACCUAGUCUCUCCUCAAAGCAGCCAUUAGACUCUUUCAAGUCACAGCUUAAAGGCCAGAUUCCAACAGGCACUCAUUCCAGUGCUGGACUGAAGCACUCACUAAACACAGACGGUUCAACUGGAGAAGACACCAAGGCAGAUGAGAUGGAGAAAGAGGUGGUGGGAGGCUGCCAGGAUGUGAACCUCCUCACAUUAACGUUUGGCAGGCAUGAGGAGGACCAAGAAGAGGAGGACAUUUCACACCACAACAUACCAAAAGAGGAGCUAGAGCAUAAUUUUUCUUCAGAGGAGUGCAGCAGCACCCUUGUCCUGCUCUCACAAACUUCAGACUCCAAGGAAGUUGCCACAGAAACUGUUUCCUUGGGUGUUGAUGAAGAUGAGGAAGAGGAAGACAUAGACUCUGGAUAUAUGGGGCGCUGAUGUAUAACAUGACUUUUAUAGAAGUCUUGAAGGUGAACAUUUUGUGAUGUUUUCAUAAUGUGUGAAAAGCAGUAUUUCAAAGAAAGGCUGAAGUUGUCGGUGCAUGCUG